Messenger RNA from Microstroma glucosiphilum, 1632 nucleotides. RefSeq lists its product as hypothetical. Lineage: Eukaryota; Fungi; Basidiomycota; Exobasidiomycetes; Microstromatales; Microstromataceae. Gene Ontology annotation, molecular function: transmembrane transporter activity. Gene Ontology annotation, biological process: transport. The coding region runs from base 1 to 1632 and encodes 543 amino acids. The record is from RefSeq and is a predicted model, not a curated record. The transcript has 3 exons.
AUGGGCCUCUUCUCCUUCAUAGGCAGCAUCUUCAUCAUCGUCAUCUCCGUAAACAUAGCCGUACUCAUCUCUCAACCCUUUUCAGGAUCACUAGUACGUCUCAGAGCCAAUUACCUCCCAAAGGCAGUCUCACUAGACGAUGUACUCGAGGAUGGAGCAAUGGAGGGACCGGGAGAGGAACAGGCAUUUGGAUUCGAGCCGGGACAGGGUAGAGGGGGUUUAAGUGGGGUGACGCCUAGGAAGAUUAGCGCUUACUUUUUGUCGCAGAGGAGACAGAGUGCAAAGAUUGGACCCGUCGUGUCAGGCAUCUUCCCAAUGCUCUUCAGAACCAAGCGUCUAGAAGGCUGGAGCGGCGUCUACAAGGGAUCGAUACCUGUAGCAUUGCAGCUCAUUGUACUCGCAUUUGCCACAUCGAUUCUAUUUGAUGUAGACGGACACUCGACAGUCGGCGCGGGAGGUAGCUACAAGGCCGCUCCCACUGGUCCGGGCCAAUUCGGAUUCUUUACAAACCUCUUCUUUAUGAUCAUCGGCGCACUGGUGGCCCUGCCGCUCGAAGUCUUGACAUGCCGCACCAUUGUCCACCCAAGGGUCUUGACACCUGAUCUAGCCAGCAUAAGGUCAAAUCUCAAUGAGCUCUUCUCUCCCGCAGAGGUAGCUCAACCCUGGCGCAUCUACCUCAUCCCAGGUCUUCUCCCUACUACAUUUGCCCACAUCUGCUGGGUAGGCAUCCUCACCCGCCUCGUCCGGCAUAUCCUCGUACCCAACCUCGGAGGUCUAGCAGAGCCCACUCCCGCCGCUCCCGGCGAUACGACCUACUCUUCGCCUUCGAGCGUCGAGGUGAAUCCACUCGCGCUUGUCAUCUUCCUCCUCUGGUGCGCAUUCAGCGUAGUCGCUCUCAGUCCCCUGGAGGUAGUCUCUGUACGCCUGGCAACGCAACGGCCGGAGAAACAGCAGCCACUGCAUCUAGCCUACGCUCAUCUGGGCAACGGGAACAGCAACGCUCCUGCUUCGUACAGCCAUCAGGCCUCAGUGCCGAGGAGCGAUGGGGCCUUUGCCGAUGAGGUGCCGGCUACGGACAAGCCUCUGCCUUCUCAGCCGGAAUCGGCAGAGGCAGAGAACGCUCCUGGUCGUCCGAGCUUUGCCAUCGAGGACGAAGAUGAGGACGCACCUGAGUCGCGUGGCGCAAACGGUGGAGAAGACGCGCAGGAUCCCCUAAUAGAAGGCAAUGGAGGAGAAGGCCAGCAGCAAACAGGCUCACGAACGUCUUCCGAGCAAGGUCGCGGCGCAGCAGCAGGAGGAGGUGCUCAGCGGCACCUCGGUGGUCAAUCCAUCCCUGCCCCACCUCCACCGCACCUGCGCAACUCCUCGUCGUCGUACCACCACCACCACUCCGGAGGUGGGUACGACGAGCCCGCCGAGCCAGUCAUUGCCCUUCGUCCUGUAGAGGAGCCUUCUUCUACCUCUCAGCAACAAUCAUCGAGCGGAGGGCAAGGGAUUGAGGAGCAAGCGGUGCAAAGGUAUGAAGGCCUCAAGGAUUGUUUGGACAAGAUUGUGGAGGAGGAAGGAGUGGAGGCACUCUAUAGGGGAGCUUGGGUCACGGGAAUUGGAGCGCUGCUGGGGGCAUUCAACUAA